GCUGUUUACAGGGACUUUUCAUUCUUGCAUUGUUUGCUUAUGGAAAAUAAGGGGGAGUGACAGAAAGAAAGAGGAAAAAAAGAGAGAGAGAGGAACGGGAGAAGGGAAGAGAGGGAGGCACUGACCGCAGUGCAAACCAGAAGCCCGAUCAUUAACCUCAGUGGAAAACGCCGCUGGCUCCUCAUCGUGUCCCAGGCAUGUGAGUUAAGCGGGGGCUGCCUGCCGCGCCGCUGCCUCCCACAGACACGAGGGAACGGCUGCUCUACGUUUCUUCGCCUGUGUACAGAGACCCACAGCCUUGGAGCGCCUCUCCGCUCACCGCAGACAUGAGGUUCCAACUGCUUCUCUGCAUCGUGUUUUUUCUGCUGGCCUGCCUCCUCCCUGCCGGCGGGCAGAGGCCAGCCAACUUGGCCCUACGCAGGAAGCUCCACCGGCACGGCUGCUCCCACCGGCGCUGCGUGCCGCUCCACUCCAGGGUGCCCUUCCCCUGAGCCCCGGCAGAGCAGAAGCGAGCAAUUUCAUAAUGGGCUUUUCAGUGUUUUAAAGGAGCAAACAAUUCAGCCGAUGGAGAAGUUAUCCAGAAGUCCAGAUCGACACCAGCUGACCUGAUAGAGCCAUCCACCACAGUCCAUCUUCAGCAGUCCCAUUGAUAACAUUCCGCAAGACCUGGAAAAAAGGCCUCUGGCCCCUUCUUUCCCCUUGGAAGAGGAGGGGGGAAGAAAUGGAGACUGGCGAUGGGAAAAUGUACAUGAAUCUCAUCCGGUUAAAACAUAAACAUUCCAUAUACCUUCUGUGGCUCUCAUAACAACUAGUGAAAGUUAAAGACCAAAACAAAACAUCAGGUACCUGAGAUGGAUUUCCAGUGGCAUUAAGAAGGAUCUGUCCAAGAGGACUUAGUGAUCUGUACUGUUCAAAAUGAGAGAAAUUGGAUGUGCUGUUGACUACUCAAUUAAGGCUGUGUGUAGGGCAAAAUAGUGUCAGACUCCAGCACAGAACUGUGAAAGUCCAUUUUUUGUUUAUACUUUUAUAUAUUGAUAAUAUAUACGUAUAUGUUUUAACACCUAACAUUUAAUCAUCGUGGAAUUGCCUUAAUAAAAACAUAGACUGUAUUACUGUAAUAGUACCAAAGUGGGCACCACAUGAGUGGUCCUACUGGCUUCAUGUAUAGUAAGCAUAGUAAGAGUUUACAACAUAAGAAAGCAAAGAGAGUAUUAUCCUUCAUCCUAUAGAUAGAGAAUUGAAGCACACAGAGAUAAGAGAUUAGCCAAGGGUCAUGCAACUCAGAUAACUCUGAUCUCUCAAGUCAGGCCUUAAGGUCAAGCCCAAUGAGCUGUUACUUCGAAGCCUAUCAUUUGUUUUCUUAAACUAAGCUGCCAAACCAGACAACUAAAAUGUACUUGAAAAUUCAGUACCAUACGACUGUUUGCUUAGUAGUAGUUUUCCUAAAACACAUGCUACUGCAUUAUAAAUAGAGCAUAAAAAUAGACCAUUGAAAAGAAAGCUUUGUUUGGUCAACCCCAGUGUUGCCUAGUGCUCUAUUCCUGUAAUUUAAAUGAAUGGGGCAUUUUAACACUGGCACUACAAUGAAUGAGAACUUCAAACAGAAAACAGGCUGUUAUUUUUAGCUCUGGAAGUCAGGAAUACACUGAGCUUUUAUUUUACAUUUCAUUUUUAAAAAUACAUGUUUCACAUCUCUUUAUAUCAGCAGAAAUUGCAAACUUACGUACAAAGGAAAACAUGGCAGCCCUUUCAUUACCAGAGCUCAAACCAACCUGAAAAGAAAUCAUACCCAGGUUUUUAAGUCAUUGCACUAGACUUUAAAUGUCAACACAAUUUUUUUAUAAAUUGUAAAAAAGGUGAUUGAAGAUCAGCAAUGUCCUGGUUUAAAUCCAGUAUUAAAUUUCUGUCUUGCAACACAGUUUCCAGCAAGUGAAAGAACAGCAAUCAAGAAACACUGGAUAGCUGAAACUUUCUAAUCUGUGUUUAUAUGUAAUUUUUCAUCUCUUAAGAACCUGAAACCUAAAUCAGAUUCAUGCUGGCAGAGCUUAACAGGAGUUUCAAAUUUCUCUAUAUAGAAAAAGAAAUAAAUCACACCCUAUUCUGGAGUUUUGGAAAUUCAUCAUAAAAAGAUGGUCAAACUUGGCUAUACUAACAAACAGCCCUGCAGAUAAACCUAUGGAGUUUGGAAAAAAGAGCAGUUUUCCAAAACAAAAGUCAUAUUACCACUGGUUUUAAUUUUUAGUUAUUUAUUUAACUUAGCUUUCAUAUUUAUCCAUGGCUGUCUCAGUUUAGAAGUACACCUAAAAGGUAUGGGAGAGCAAGAAAGUUGAAGAGCAACUAUUUAACAGUUAGGUCUUAUAAAUGAAUAUGUGGAUUCAGUGUGGCACUGCAUAUUUUACAUAACAAUAAUUAUUCAAUUAAUUUUCAUAAAUCUGUAAGAAAAACAGUGUAAACAAUGUAUCUACCAGAGAGCUAUAUAUUCAUGUUAUUUUACAGAUGUGAAAAUAAAGCGCCCUAGAAAGGCCAUCAUCAGUACCAUAAAGCCUUUGAUAAAGGCAUUGAUUGUCAUCUUUGAUAGAUAUGUUCAUCAACUAGCUGUUUGAUGGACUGUAUGUUUUGUAAAGGGACAGUAUGCAAUUCAAAUAACAGCAUCUAAUUUUAAAUAAACUUUGUACGCUUCUCAAAA
Molecule: messenger RNA, 2686 nt
Organism: Colius striatus (speckled mousebird)
Lineage: Eukaryota; Metazoa; Chordata; Aves; Coliiformes; Coliidae
Gene: APELA
Product: apelin receptor early endogenous ligand
Exons: 3
Coding region: 327-491 (54 amino acids)
Biological process (GO): heart development; apelin receptor signaling pathway
Molecular function (GO): apelin receptor binding
Source: RefSeq, a predicted model, not a curated record